Molecule: messenger RNA, 321 nt
Organism: Histoplasma capsulatum G186AR
Lineage: Eukaryota; Fungi; Ascomycota; Eurotiomycetes; Onygenales; Ajellomycetaceae
Exons: 2
Coding region: 1-321 (106 amino acids)
Source: RefSeq, a predicted model, not a curated record
AUGGCAAUAAAUAACAAUAAGCUGAAGGUUCACCGUCGCUGGAUCCUGUUCUGCGUGCAGCUUCCUGGUACUCAGGUCUCGACCUUGUUGUGUUUAGAAAUACCGUCGCAAUCGGAUCAUUGGACGAGCAUGCGAGGGAAGCAAAACUGGUGCGAACAAGCGGAUAUUUACCAUCCAGGUCUUUGCUUCUCCUGCCCUCUGCUUGUCUGGGUUGCGAGCGUGUCUCAAUUCCACGAGGAUCCUGGUAUCAGAUACCGUUUCUGCAGGGGUAGUGCAAACAAUCGUGGUGGAGUUGGCAACGAUGGGAACUGCUGUUUGUAA